Molecule: messenger RNA, 9504 nt
Organism: Vidua chalybeata
Lineage: Eukaryota; Metazoa; Chordata; Aves; Passeriformes; Viduidae
Gene: ZMYM4
Product: zinc finger MYM-type containing 4
Exons: 27
Coding region: 62-4369 (1435 amino acids)
Molecular function (GO): zinc ion binding
Source: RefSeq, a predicted model, not a curated record
AGAUAAAUCUGAUGCAGUAUUUGAUAUUACAGAAAAAUGUGGUGAAAUUCUGGAUGCAGAGAUGUCUGAGGACGCUGACCACAACUUAACACCGGCCCUCGACAGCUUGUCUUAUGGAGUACCGAAUCGAGCAGGACCUGAGAAUUCACUGCAGGGUGAUGAUCAUGAUUAUUUUCUGAACUCUGGGGAUCUUGCAGGCAUACCUGUUGUUGGGAGUGACAACGAAGAUGAUCAGAAUUUCACUCCAAAAGACACUCUUUCUGCAGCAAUUCAUGAUGAAGAUCAUCUGGAAGAGGGCAAGAGAGUUCCAGAUCAUGAACUGGACAGUGAAAAAGAAAUUCAGGUUCAGAAUGCAAUCCAGAAGGAUCUCACUUCCCCCUUUGAGCAGGGCCCUGUAUUUAAAUCACUUCGAAAAGAUUUUAGCAUAACACGAGAUAAUGGCAAAGAGACUUUUUCAGCAAAGGACAAGAAUAGAGAAGGACAUUUUCAAGAACGUGAAAAACGCUUGGAAAAAAUCCCUAAAGAUAUGGAUUCUAGAUUGAAAAGCAGUUUUCUUGACAAAGCAGUUCAUAAUCAAGUAGAAGAAACAUUACGGACGCAGUUAGCGCCACAAACUCCAGAAACUAACUUCAGGGAGUCUAGCUACCUAUUUUCUAGUAAGGAAUCUAUUGGACAAGAGCUGGGGAAUUCCUUUGCACCAAAUAUUAGAAUUAAGAAGGAGCCUUUGGAUGACGAAUAUGCUAAAGCUAUGGCCCCACAGCAGGGACUAUUAGACAAAAUUAAAGAUGAACCUGGUAAUUCUGAGGAGUACGGCCAGCAGCCAAAAUCUCAGGAAGGGGAGCUGAAAAUCAGUGCUGUAUUUUCAGUCAGUGGCAAUCCUCUUGUUCCACAGCUGUCAUCAGGUUUCCAGCCUGCUGUGGCAUCCUCUGGCAUGAGUAAAAUGCUACCCUCAGUUCCAAGCACAGCUGUUCGGGUUUCCUGUUCUGGCUGUAAAAAAAUCCUGCAGAAGGGGCAAACUGCCUACCAGAGGAAAGGCUCAACCCAGCUCUUCUGCUCCACACUGUGCCUCACUGGAUACACCAUUCCAGCUUCUCGCCCACCAGCUUCUACCAAGAAAACCUGCUCAAGCUGCUCAAAAGAAAUUCUAAACCCAAAGGACGUAAUCACUGCCCAGUUUGACAACACAGACUCCAGUAAGGAUUUCUGCAGCCAGUCUUGUCUGUCCACAUAUGAACUGAAAAGGAAGCCCAUUGUCACUAUCCACACCAACAGCAUUUCCAGCAAGUGCAGCAUGUGCCAGAAGAAUGCAGUGAUCAGGCACGAGGUGAAUUACCAGAACGUGGUGCACAAGCUCUGCAGCGACGCCUGUUUCUCCCAGUUCCGCUCGGCCAACAACCUGACCAUGAACUGCUGUGAAUACUGUGGAGGAUACUGCUACAGUGGCUCUGGCCAGUGUCACAUCCUGCAGAUAGAGGGACAGUCCAAAAAAUUCUGCAGUUCCAUAUGUAUGACAGGUUACAAGCAGAAGUCAGCUAAAAUUACACCCUGCACACUGUGUAAAUCUCUGAGAUCUUCAGCUGAGAUGGUGGAGGGCGCAAAUAACUUGGGGAAGAUGGAACUGUUUUGUUCUGUUAACUGUUUGUCAGCCUACAGAGUAAAAAUGGUCACUUCUUCAGGUGUUCAAGUUCAGUGCAACAGCUGUAAAACCUCAGCAAACCCUCAGUAUCACUUGGCUAUGUCAGAUGGGAGCAUACGCAAUUUUUGCAGCUACAAUUGUGUAGUAGCUUUUCAGAAUCUGUUCAACAAGCCUGCAGGACUGAACUCCUCAGUGGUGCCCCUGUCUCAGGGCCAGGUCAUUGUGAGCAUCUCCUCGGGGACAGUGGUCUCAGCCACUGGCACCACCUCCACUGUGUCCCCCAGCUCCACGAGCACCCCAGCUGCAGCAGGGCUCCAGAGGUUGGCUGCCCAGUGCCAGCAGGUCACCUUUACCCGCUCUGUUGUGAAAAUCAAGUGUCAGCACUGUAACAGAUCAUUUGCCACCAAACCAGAACUGCUUGAUUACAAGGGUAAAAUGUUCCAGUUCUGUGGGAAGACCUGCUGUGAUGAGUAUAAGAAGAAGGGCAAUAUGACAGCUUUGUGUGAAUACUGCAGGUUUGAGAAAAUUAUCAAGGAGACAGUGAGAGUCUCAGGCAUAGAGAGAACAUUCUGUAGUGAAGUUUGUAAACUGCUCUAUAAACACGACUUGUCUAAGCGCUGGGGAAACCACUGUAAAAUGUGCAGUUACUGUUUACAGACUUCCCCCAAACUGGUCCAGAGUCACUUUGGGGGGAAAACAGAGGAAUUUUGCUCAGAGGAGUGCAUGUCUAAAUUCACGGUUUUGUUUUACCAGAUGGCAAAGUGUGAUGGUUGUAAGAGACAAGGUAAACUCAGCGAGUCCAUAAAAUGGCAAGGGGAGAUGAAGCAUUUUUGCAAUCUGCUUUGUAUUCUGUUGUUCUGUAAACAGCAAGGUGCUCCUGACCCUCCACUCCCAAACAACACAGGUGCAGUCCCUACUGUGACAGCAAAAACAAUAGGAGAUGCAAGUACCCAGACAGAUGCCCUAAAGCUCCCAUCAUCAAAACCACCCAGGCUUCUGAAAAACAAAGCUUUAUUGUGUAAACCAAUCACCCAGACUAAGGCCACCUCCUGCAAACCUCACACACAAAACAAAGAAUGCCAGACAGAAGAAGAAGCACCUGCUCAACCCCAGAUCAUUGUGGUUCCUGUUCCUGUACCAGUGUUUGUGCCAGUGCCCCUCCACCUCUACACCCAGUACACACCAGUUCCCCUGGGAAUGCCAGUACCUGUACCAGUUCCCAUGCUCAUCCCAACUACCCCGGAUAAUGCUGAUAAGAUCAUUGAAAAUAUUCAGGAAAACAAGGAAAAGAUUUCCAUUAAUCCAUUUGAAGCUGAUCUCCUUCAGAUGGCAGAAAUGAUUGCAGAAGAUGCAGAGAGAGAAAAAACACACUCUCAUGGUGGAUCUCAAACAUCCGAGCACGAGCUCUUCCUGGACCCCAAGAUAUUUGAGAAAGACCAGGGCAGCACGUACAGUGGAGAUCUGGAAUCAGAAGCAGUGUCCACUCCACACAGCUGGGAGGAGGAGUUGAAUCACUACGCCUUACGAUCCAAUGCCCUGCCAGAACCUGAUCCAGAACUCAAGCAGUUCUCCAAAACUGAUGUGGAACAGGACUUGGAGGCAGAUUUCCCAUCAGACUCAUUUGACCCUCUCAGUAAAGGACCGGGUUUACAUUCACGUUCACGGGCAAGACGGAGACACAGGGAUGGCUUCCCACAGCCAAAAAGAAGGGGACGGAAGAAGUCUGUAGUUGCUGUGGAGCCCCGGAGUCUGAUGCAGGGCUCCUACCCCGGCUGCUCUGUUUCUGGGAUGACCCUCAAAUACAUGUAUGGGGUAAAUGCCUGGAAAAACUGGGUCCAAUGGAAAAAUGCACAGGAGGAACAAGGGGACCUGAAGUUUUCAGUUCAUCCUGUGAAGCUCAAGGAGGACAUUCUCUCAUGCACAUUUGCUGAGCUGAGUUUUGGCUUGUGCCAGUUUAUUCAAGAGGUGCGGAGACCAAACGGAGAAAAAUACGACCCUGACAGCAUCUUAUACUUGUGCCUUGGAAUUCAGCAGUACCUGUUUGAGAAUGGUAGAAUAGAUAACAUUUUCACCGAGCCCUAUUCCAGGUUUAUGAUUGAACUUACAAAACUUUUGAAAAUCUGGGAACCUACAAUUCUUCCAAAUGGUUAUAUGUUCUCAAGAAUUGAAGAGGAACACUUGUGGGAAUGUAAGCAGCUGGGUGCAUAUUCCCCCAUCGUUUUGUUGAACACCCUUCUGUUCUUCAACACCAAAUACUUCCAACUAAAGAAUGUCAGUGAGCACCUGAAACUGUCCUUUGCCCAUGUUAUGAGGCGCACCCGAACUCUGAAGUAUAAUACUAAGAUGACAUAUUUACGUUUUUUCCCACCCUUUCAAAAACAAGAGGUAGAAUCAGAUAAAUUAUCAGUAGGCAAAAGGAAACGCAGUGAAGAUGAGGAGGUUCCAACAGCAGUGGAAAUGGCUGAAAACACAGAUAAUCCCCUCCGGUGUCCAGUCCGACUUUAUGAAUUUUACUUAUCAAAAUGCUCGGAAAGCGUGAAGCAGAGGAGUGAUGUGUUCUACCUGCAGCCCGAGCGCUCCUGUGUUCCCAACAGCCCCAUAUGGUAUUCCACAUUGCCAAUAGACCCAGGAACCUUGGACAUCAUGUUAACAAGGAUUCUUAUGGUGAGGGAGGUACACGAAGAACUUGCCAAAGUCAAAUCAGAGGACUCUGAUAUUGAGUUAUCAGACUAACUGCAGUGGGGUAUUUUCCUUUGAAUACACAUCAGAAGCACCAAAAUGUGAAUACGUCCAGCCUUUGGAAAAUGUGUAUCAAAAAAAGCCAAGAUAAUGUCACCUACAGGCAGAUUUUGUACCACAGUGGAUGUACAAACUGGAACUGGAAGGAAGCAAGCUGUGUAAGCUGCAAGUCCCAACGUCCUGCAGCACCGAUCAAUGCUCAGAACAAAUCCAAGUUGAACUCACCCAUUGGAUUGGUGCAUAAAUCCUUUAUCUGUUUAGGAUUUUUAAAAGUUGUGAGAUUUUUUUAAGGAAAAUGGUUGUGUAAAAUCUACCCUCACACUGGUGGGCAUGGAGAGCUAGAUUGUGGCUCAGGUGACUUCCCAGCCUGCUGGCUGGCAGCCCUUGCUGCCAAGGAACGCGUGGAGAUCCUUGAGCUCUUCGAGAGGAUACGAGAGAAAGGGGUGAGGUUUAGACAAACAGACACUUCUGUUAUAAAUACACCUACACCUACACUUUUAUAAUUUUUUUUUUUUUUGGAAACUGGGAUCAAAUGGUAGGAAGGCAGGAGCCACUGGCCAUCCCAAUGGACAACUCUGGCUGCUGUUAACUGGUCACACGAGGCCGGACUCCAGCUCCCGCUCCGGGUUCGCGCCAGCUCUAGCUGUGUUGGAAGAGGUGCUGUAGGUCAAACUUCCGAGUGACCUUUGGGGAAUGUCCAGGAGGGGAUGUCCUGGGCUCUGUGCAGAAUUCCUUUCCCAGCCCAGUAGCUCUGCAGUCUGUCCAUAUAACCCAGCAAAUACUGUGGUGCACGGAAAGUUCAUUUCCCUUAAGGCAGCUUUCCUUUCUCCUCUUUCCCUACUCCUAUGGUUUUGAUUAUUUUGUAAAGCAAAUCUAGAGAGGGCUUUGUCAUUUCAAACAGGAAUACACACACACUCUUUCCACCUUUGCAACAUGGGCAGUGUUGUACAAAGGAUGCAGUAUUACUUCUGACAACAGAACUGUGGUAGAAAAUGACCAUGUGUGUUUUUAUCCCGCCCCACCCAAAGAGAUUUAGUCAUAGUGUUGGAAAUCGAAAGAGAUUUUUUUUUUUUAAGGCUUGGCUGUUACUGAGUCUUUUGGAAGAGAAAAGCUCCCAUGUGGUGUUUGGAGGACAGGACUUUAUCAGAUACUGUCUGUAUCUCUGUUUUCUCAAGCUCAAGGUGUGUGUUUCUGGUGACCAGUGGUCACAAAUUCAUUGGAAACCCAAGCUAUUUUUGAAGAGGAGAAUUGUAUUGUUUUUAUCUAGCUCUGGUCAGUUAUCCAUCUUCUGUAACAAGGGUCUGAUAUUUGAGCUUGUCACUAAAAUUUCAAGAGAUGAAAAUCAACAGCCUUGAAUAAUAUUUCAGGUUUUUUGUUUUGUUUUGGUUGGUUGUUUUUUUUUAUUAUUAUUUUUUUAGCAGUUACAAAAGUAAUUUAACAAAAAUAAAAUCAGAAAGUAGUCUAUUGACGUUGUGUACUCGGUAGUCCUGUCCCUGCCUGUAACAGAUUUCACUGAUGUAUUUUUUAAUACAGAAAAUUAUGUGAAAAGUAAAACCUGCCCCUGAUUCUGUCUGACCAAAGCCCAUCUGUGUCUGUCAUUUCUGAGCAAAGGUUCUGCUUUCUCCAUGGCCUGGCAUUCCCAGGGGAGAUGUUUUGGCCACUCCUCAGCACAGGGAUGCUCCUGCAGGCUCAAUUCUUGCUCCAUGAACACCAACCUGCCCCUCCCCAUUGUUACAUUGAAUAGUGAAAUUGCAGGCAGAGUGGAUUGGAUUGGGAAGCUUCAGGGAAAACAAAAUCAUGCUGGAAAGAUCAGUUUUGUAGGGGAUUAAGAAUGUCUGAGGUGUGCAUGCUGCUCACAGGAGUGCCCAGAGCCUCGGUGGCCGUGGCACAGGGGAGGCUCCAGGAAUUCCUGUGUCUCCUGGGCAGCUGCUGGGGGUUUUCCCUCCUUCCCUGACCCCCCUGGGAAUGAGCAAGGCAGCAGUGAGGACAGGAUGGGGGUGGUGUGAAAAAUAAUCCCAAAGUUGAGUGUUCCUUAAUAGCAGUUAACAGAAAUAUUCCCAUAGAAUAACACAGGAUAUUUGUACCUUAUAAGAAACACUUUUCUUCCUCUGAACAUCCUCACUGUUUCUUGUCUGGGAACACUUUCAUUGAGGUCAAUUUUUUGCAGGCAUUUAGAAUGAAAGAUUGUCUCAGCAAGGCAAGUGAAAUCACUUUAACUUUCACAGGCUGAGAGCAGAGUUGUUAAACAUUGUGUAAACUCCUUUGGUGUGGUGACUGUGACAUGACAAAGAUUUCAGUGCAGUUCCAUGGUAAUAAUUAACACAGUAAGUAGUUUUAGUUUCUAUUUCACUCCUGCUUGGAGGCCCUUUGGCUGCUUUUCCCAGGGUCUGCCUGGGCUGGUUUUGCCUCAACUCAAGUCCACACUGAUAACACAAGAAGGAUUACCUUGAAGGAUUAAAGUAUAUAAAAAUUAUACACACAGGCUCAAAGUUCUGAACACAAGCUUCUUUGUAAUCAACAUUUCUGACUGCUGAGCACACAAGAUUUAUUGAAAUAGUCUUUUAAACAAAGAAAAUCAACUGUGUCCUGCUGAAUCCUAGAUUUAACUGGGCUGGAAAAGACCUUUAAGGUCAUUGAGUCCACCCUGAGAGCUAACACCAGCUUUUAACCAGACCAUGGCACUGAGUGCCACAUCCAGUCUUUUCUUAAACUGUAGUUUCAGUGUGGAUAGAGAAGCAAUAAAGAUGGAUGUGAGAAAGAAAAAUGGAAAACUUCCUGCUACCAGGGUUCCAGCAGCUCCCAGUGCAGGAGGUGCUCGGUGCAAACCUGCUGCUCCAUCCUGGCCUCACUUCACUAAAGAAGGGAGCUGGGGGCACACUGAAGGCCACAGAACUAGGUGCAAAAGGAAGUUAAAUUACCUUGGGAAUUACUCUGCCAACUACUGCUAAAAAAAAAUCCCAGGAUUUCUCUGGAAUAGUUUCCAACUCCUCGGAGACUUAAAACAGCAGCAAAGUCCUCAUCACGUGUCCCAAGCUGUGCUGCUGCUUCAGUGCCAGGGCUCACAGAGGUGACUCAGAGGAAAGUGCAGUAAAGUCAUUGGGUUUUUGGUAACAAUCUCAGUAACUCCCCAGUCCCCUGAGCAGCAGUUUCUCUGUUGCCUUAACAACCAAAAAACCCAGAACAAAUGCCCGUGCACCCAAUGCUUACUGUGCUCGUAAACCUGGCAUGGCUGGAACUUUGCUCCCAUCAGCACAACAGGUUCCUCCCCAAUCUUCCUUGACCUGUUGUUCUUUUUAAACAUUCCAAAGACAAAACAAAGAUUUGCUGCCUUCAUUAAAGAGCUGCUCCCUGGCAGUACUUCUCCCUGUAGUACUUCUGAUAUGAUAUGUAAGAGAUAAGUUUUGAGCCCUUGAGCUCCCAAGCAUUAACUGUUGGGGUUUGUUUUUUCUUUUUUUUUACCUGUGUAUGAGCAUCAAAAGUAUGUAAAAAUCACUGAGCAUUGCUGAGGAGAAAGGCUAGAAAGAGUUUUGGGAGCACUGAAAUGGGUGUGUUGUGCCUCUGAGAGCUGCAGGUCUUGUCUCAUGUUGCCAGAGUUUCACUCCUGCAAUGGGUGAUGUGACAGAGGGGUCCCCACGGGAUCCCCCCCUUUGCCUUACAGGGAAAUCCCUUUGGUCCAGCACCACAGAGCUGGGCAGGUAGGACUGACUCUGCUUUUGCAUCUUCCCCAAGAGGAAACAAUUGGUUUGGAAAUGACGUGGGGGUCAAAUGGUUUUGCACAAUAUUGCUGUGUUUGUUAGGAAGUUGACCCCAACCCUUUUUUAGGUGGAUUUUUUUAAACUAAGGAAAAAAAAUCACUCAGUCUGACCACUGGCACCAACUUCUUCCAGCAGCAGAGCUAUAAGAACUUGCCUUUUUAUCUUCAGUUUCCUCACCACAAUCCCAAGGAGCAUUCCAGAAGUUUUCUGUUGUGUUGUGCUUUCAGAGUGAAAAAUUUUGGACAUGCCAGGAAGAGCAAGUGGCAGAAGAGCUGUUGCAAGAUUCUGGGAAUGUGCUUUGGGGAGGCAGGUCAUUGAUGGGACAUGGCAAAACACUCAUAUAAAUAUUAAGUCCCUAAGAUUCAUGGUUUUAUAUUGCAAAUAUCUCACAGAGGAGGUCCUUGGUGUUCAGCCACUGGCACCAGUUCUGAUUCUGCUCCAGGGAGUGUCACACAGAUGCAGAAUGGUUUUUAAAGUCAUAAAGGCUCAAAAGAACUUGGGCAGCUUGGAUUCCUCUAGCCACAGAACUGAAAUGUCCUUUGGACAUCACAUUGCCUAAGCUGAUGGAUUUUCAGCAGACAUUCAGCUUUUAUUAAAGAAACAAGACCUGGGAUACCUGACUUUCACCUGCCAGGUGGGAGAAGGGAAUUUAUGACAAUGAAGCAGUGAAGUUAGACAGAGCUUUACACCCCAAAUCUUAAAAUUAAUCCCAAAAUGAAAAUUUUGAUCUUGGAAGAUCCAAGUGGAUGUGGGCAGCACAAGCCACACACCUCAGCUUUGUUGCCUUCAUUCUUAGUCAGCCUUUGGAUAUGUCAACAGAGGGGCUUGGGCCUCUGAGUGCUGGGCUUUUUAUCCUCUCUUUUGCAUAUUUAUGGCACAAACAGCCAGAACAAUUCGCAAAGGUCUUUUUGACCUGCUGGGAGGCAGGCUGCAGCUUUGGAGAGAAGGGUGAGGGUGAUGGCACCUGAACUUUCUCCCCAGCUAAGCCACGGACUGAUCCCCCAGCCCCAGCACACACUCCCUGUCACUCCUGAGGAUCGAUGACACCUCAUGUCUUGUCCCUUCCAGUCUGUACCCUCUGUAAAUUGGCCAGUCUUUCCUACCUCGUUUGGGCAUUAUGAGGCAGAAUUUGCAGCCCCAUGGUGAAAGGUGCUAUAUAACUGCAAAGUGUUACUUCAGAAGAUGUAACCAGGUCACCAGUGCAUCAUAACCUAUAUGAAACAGACAUUUUCUAAUACGAGAAUUUAUAGAGUUCAAUGUAUGGUAUUCAUAAGUGAAUUAUUGAGACCCUCAAAAGAGUUCUUGUUUCAAUCGUAUCUGUACUCUGGAAAAGUGAUUAAAAACCUUUAACCUUAAUAAAAGACUGCAUCCAUC